Messenger RNA from Plasmodium inui San Antonio 1, 1509 nucleotides. RefSeq lists its product as hypothetical. The record is from RefSeq and is a predicted model, not a curated record. The coding region runs from base 1 to 1509 and encodes 502 amino acids. The transcript has a single exon. NCBI's taxonomy places the organism in Eukaryota, Apicomplexa, Aconoidasida, Haemosporida, Plasmodiidae.
AUGGGGGGAGCCACAAAUAAGAAAUGGAACUUAAAAGAUUGGGCCCAAGCCCAAAACAACUGGGGAUAUGCUCCUAAACUAGGAGAACAAUGUGGCGAAAAUAAGAGCGUCAGAUUUUGUUAUAACGAGUUAAUAAAGCCCCCCAAAGAAAGGACGCUCAAUGUAGAUCCAUGGGUAAAUAAGGACUUAUUAACACAGACCCCCCUCGUGUGGGGGCAGGUUUUCGACCCGAAUCAACAAACUUGCAUAAAGCAAGAUAGGACGAGGGAACUUCCAUGGGGUGAAGUGCUCGACAGAAUAAUAAACCAGAUUCAGACAGAUUUGUUAGCACAGCCUGAACCCAAAGGCAAGGAGCUGUUAUGGAAUAGCCAGGAGUGGUACAGUCUAUUAGAGAAGGCAGGAAAUCUAACAACUCCCUGGGACAAGACUGAGUCAGGUCAGAGACUUCUAAUAGUGAUAGUAUGUAUCAUAACAGGGUUGACGAGUUCCAGAACGGGAAGCGAAGUGAAGUAUGAAGGGAGAAGCACGUUAUGUCAUAAAGUGGAUGACGCCUUAUCGUUUACUCAACAACAAUGGAAAGACUGGGUGACAAGUUUCGGCAAGGACCGACGAACCAGGGGAGUGAGCUGCAACGAAAGUAGUAGGUAUCGAGAAUGUCACAGUACAGGUAUGAGUUUAAUACUGACAGUCUACCGGAGCCUAAGUAGUCUCUGUCCCAAAUGUGGACCCUAUGCAAUCGGAAAAUGGAUUAAUAAGUUUAUAGCUGCUGAGGUGACCAAGGGCGAAUUAAGUUGUAAGGUGACUCAACGAAAAAUAACCUGUGAUAAAUAUCACAAAGGGACUGGGAAUGUCGCUGAUUUAUGGAUAAAUGACAUAAAUAAAAUUCCUUUGGAUUCUAUCAGCGGAUUAGAAGAAUUUCACGAGCCUACCCCAGAACACCCCGUGAAGGGUGCUGAUAUAGUCACAACACCCGAACAGAAAAAGGAAAAAUUAAUUGCACUCACUACCGACUAUAGUAGCUUCCGACCAACAACUCCUCCCACAAGAGGGAAUGAAGAACAAUCUGGGAGAACUCAAAACGCUUUAACCCAAUACUCUUCCGUCAAGCAGUCUCAGGCGAAGGAUUCAAGAAGCUACGUACCAACGGCUGGAGUUCCAUCGCCCCCGGGGGCGGGUAUGUCCACAAAGUCGAGAGAAGUGCUGACUAUUACGGAUAAUGGGAAAGGGUCCUCACGAACCAGACAAGAAGAUGCUGAGGAGGACCCACCCUCCCAAGGAGAAACUUGGGAUACGGGAGGCUCAAAACAGGGAAGUCCAGUACAAACCAAGAGUGACACUAGCGAUCAGUCUAUAUAUGCCACGGUAGGUGGUGUGUUGGGAGUUUUAUUACUGGCAAUGGCCAGCGCCUAUGGAAUAUUUCGCAUCUGCAAGAGGAAGAAGGACUCUAACUCCCGACGCCAGAAAUCACCUAGGAUGGGGCAAAUAAGUUAUAGUAUGAAGACCCAUUAG